Molecule: messenger RNA, 1197 nt
Organism: Cynara cardunculus var. scolymus (artichoke)
Lineage: Eukaryota; Viridiplantae; Streptophyta; Magnoliopsida; Asterales; Asteraceae
Product: polygalacturonase QRT2-like
Exons: 7
Coding region: 1-1197 (398 amino acids)
Biological process (GO): carbohydrate metabolic process
Molecular function (GO): polygalacturonase activity
Source: RefSeq, a predicted model, not a curated record
AUGAAGCUUAAUGGUGAUUUACAGGAUAUGUUUCCAUUGAUGUUAAUUCUUGGUUUGGUUGCUAGUACCAUUGCUUGGCCGAUCGACAAUUUCGAUGUCUUUGAUUACGGAGCUACUGGUUUUGGAGAAGUUGAUGAUUCUCAAGCAUUUGUGAAUGCAUGGAGAGAUGCAUGUAAUGCAGAAACAGAAGGUGAAGCAGGUGUGAUUGUUCCUGAAGUGGGGACUUUCUUGUUGAAUCCCAUCAUGUUUUAUGGACCAUGCAACCCUCAAAUCAUUCAUUUCAUGAUUUUAGGUACAAUUAUCGCUCCUAGUUCACCUACAUCAUGGGACGGUCUCGAUUCAAGCCAAUGGAUAGCAUUUAAAGACGUUACAGGUCUUAACGUGUAUGGAUCGGGCCUUAUAAACGGGCAGGGCAUGCUUUGGUGGGACCAAUCAUGUCGAUAUCAUCCAAACAAGGUACUCAAUUUCUUAUCAUGCAAUGAAGGCACAUUGAGCAACAUUCACAUUGUCAAUAGCCCACAAACUCAUGUGCUAAUAAUUGAUUCCAAAGGGUUUAAUGUGGAUAAUGUGAUGAUCCAAUCUCCCCAAAAUACCCCCAAUACUGAUGGUAUUCACAUCCACUCUUCUCACUUUGUCAAAAUCACCAACUCCAUAAUCGGCUCAGGUGAUGACUGCAUUUCAAUAGGAGACUUUACAUCCAACAUUGAUAUAGCCAAUAUAAAAUGUGGACCUGGGCAUGGUAUAAGCAUUGGGAGCUUAGGGAAGGAUGGAGAAAUGGUGCAAGUCGAGAACAUACACAUAAGUGAUUCGUCGUUCAAACAAACCACAAAUGGAGCUCGAAUCAAGACUUGGCAGGUCGGACAAGGGAACGUUCGACAUGUUAUUUUCGAGAAUCUCGUAUUUGAUGAUGUUGAGAACCCGAUAAUUAUCGACCAAUACUACUGUGCUGUUCGUGGCAUGUGCAAAGAAGAGAAAACUGGCGUCAAAAUAAGCGAUGUGGUUUACAAGAAUCUUUACGGAACAUCUUCUAGCAAGAUUGCUAUCAAUUUAAACUGUAGCAGAUACGUACCUUGCUCUGGGAUUUCAAUGAAAAAUAUAAACUUGGUGUCGACUCAGCCUGGGAACCCAGUGACAUCUAGCUGCACAAAUGCCGUUGGAACGGAAGUUGGAGUGAAUCCAGCCUGUCUCAGGAACUAG